Molecule: messenger RNA, 234 nt
Organism: Colletotrichum spaethianum
Lineage: Eukaryota; Fungi; Ascomycota; Sordariomycetes; Glomerellales; Glomerellaceae
Exons: 1
Coding region: 1-234 (77 amino acids)
Source: RefSeq, a predicted model, not a curated record
AUGAUUGCGAUCGCGAAUACACCACACACCAAUGGAUUGAAGGUGUUGUCGACACUGAAGGAGGAUGCCGCGAUUGUCGUGGUGACGGUCUGGGAGUGGGAGAGGUCCGUUACCGUAACGAAGAAGGUCACAUUGACGGGCAGAGGUGACCAGCUGAAUGUGCUGAGGAACCCGAAGGAAUCGAGGUCUAAAGCAACUUUGGGAAGGAAACUGUUGCUACUCGAAGGAGGCUGA